Messenger RNA from Musca domestica (house fly), 5626 nucleotides. RefSeq names its product regulator of G-protein signaling loco (gene loco). Gene Ontology annotation, biological process: signal transduction. The record is from RefSeq and is a predicted model, not a curated record. The coding region runs from base 622 to 5340 and encodes 1572 amino acids. Gene Ontology annotation, molecular function: GTPase activator activity; protein binding. Lineage: Eukaryota; Metazoa; Arthropoda; Insecta; Diptera; Muscidae. The transcript has a single exon.
UAUAAUAAAAAAAAAAACAAAAAUAACAAUUAGAGGCGUUGAGGCGUUGGCAUAUUUUGUUCGCUCUUAAAGAUAAUUAAAAAUAUAACUCUCCUCCGAAAAUAAGCGUGUAAUAUAGAUUGAAACUCGAAUAAUAUUCAAAUACAAUUUGUAAAUUUAACAAAAAACAAGCAGUGAUCAACAAUUAAAACAAAAAACAUCUAAUUGGCAUCGAUCGAAUAUUUUCGCAAUACCCACCAACAGCUAUUGAGAAAAUGCAUUAAAACUGGAUUACAAACAGCAGACCAUAUAUACAUAUAUUAAGAAAUAGAAAAAAACAAAAGAAAACCACUCGACCAACAACCAACCGCAAUAACCAUACCAGGGCCAAACCAAGAUCGUUUUCCAUCUUCUUCGUCAAUACCUUUUGCUACGCUUAGAUGAGCAAAUUAAUAAUAAUUACAAGCCUACAUAUGCGUGUGCGCAAAUAACUCAAUACUGUGUUUGCACAUCCAGAUACGAUUUUUUCAAGAUUAUAAUGGCUACACCUGUGGGCCACUAGUUCCAAUUACUAGCCGGAGUAAAGGAAAGAUUUCUGUGAUCCUGAAAAAAUUGAAGACCUCUCCCCCCCAAAUAUAAGCAAUGCAUCACCAUCAUCCCCAUACAGCUGCUGCAGCAACAACAACAACAAUGACUUCAGCAAAUACCCCACCGGCCGCAGUGCCAGCCACAACAACAAUCACCGCCUCUGUUCCAUUACAACAAGCACCACCCCCCACCACUACCACCAGCAACAGUGCCCAGCCACCCACUCAACGCAGACGUAAGAAACGGCCCAAUUAUGGUACCCGAACAGUUGAGGUGCGACGUGGUUAUAAUGGUUUUGGUUUUACCAUAUCCGGCCAGCAGCCAUGUCGUUUGUCAUGCAUCAUUGCCAAUUCACCGGCCGAUCAGGCGGGUCUACGUGCUGGAGAUUUUUUAAUUUCGGUCAACGGUUUAAAUGUCUCCAAACUGCCGCACGAGACAGUGGUUCAAUUGAUUGGCAAUUCAUUUGGUAGCAUUCGCAUGCAAAUUGCCGAACAUUACUAUUCGGAUAGUACGGAUGAAGAGAACGCCGUGGCGGCUGGUAUGCCAAUGUUGCCCAGUAUGGGUCCCUCGCGUCCACGUUAUAUCUAUCACAAAAUAAAACAACAGCGAUUGCGGCAGCAUUUGCCACAGAAGAAAUCGUUUGAUGCGAAUGUAACACCGAGGACAUCAUCCGGCGCUGCGACGGCACAGCUAUGGAAAAAGUUACCACAACCUUUGAUGAAAUCGAUAUCCGUGGAAGCUGCAGCAGUUGCGAAUAAGAGAAAAGUGAAUGAAAAGUUGCCCAGCGAAGUGCCCGCCGCAGCUGUACACAGUGGCCCAUCCCAUUUGUUGCAACAACAGGCUGCUGUGGCAACGGCCAAUUUUAGGGCCCUGGUCAUGCGUGGUCCCACCAGUGCUGCUUUGGAAUACCGAGCCAUUGUUGGAUAUCUGGGCACCAUAGAAAUGCCCAAACAAAUCGCCAACAGCAGCAAAUUACAAACGGUACGAUCGUGCAUACGAAAGUUACGACAGGAAAAACGCCAACCCACUGUUGUCCUCAUGAUCAUCUUACCCGAUUGCCUAAAACUCCAGGCGAAUAAUGGUAAAAUUUUGGCCACAUAUCCAUCGGCUCGUUUGAAUUAUGUUAGCUCUUCGUCGGAGAGUGAAAAUCGUUUCUUUGGUUUGGUAACGAGUGCUGUUUAUAGUCCCCAAUUGGAUGAUGUUGAUGAUGAGGACGACGAGGAGGAGAGGGGGGAGGGAGAGGAUCAGGUGGAUAAUGCCAACAACCAUCACGGUGGUGAUCAAGCUAGGGCUAACAAUGUCAAUGGCCCAGGCGAGGCGAAUGAUCGAAGACCCCCGGCCCUGGGAACCUCCUCUAGUGUGGACAACAAUGUUAUCAUUUCCAAUUCAUGUCAUGUCUUUGUGGUGGACACCAAACUCUGUGAACAUCAACAACAUUUAGCCAAAGCCCAAGAAUUUUGCAUAGAAUGUACCAAAGAUCCCAUAUCGAAUUUAUGCCUAGAGUUUCCCAACAAUUCCGAAUAUGUGGUCAAUCUCAUACGCAGCAUGUACACCAUGCGGAUUGUACCGCCGAUAACGCAACGCUCAAUAUCCGAUGAUCCAACCAUACAUGGUCGUAAUAAUCAUGAAAAUAUUGCUCACUCUCCGCAGCCCAGUAAUCACAGUGAGGUGUCCACAACAACAUCAAAUUCAGAUUCUGGCAUUGGCUACAACAACGAUUGUUCCAAUGUCACAGAUCGCAUUGUCUUGGUAGAUUUUCCCGUGCACAAUGCUGCAGCAGCUGUGAGAGUGGUGCCUGGUGCUAACAACGCCAAUGCCAUUGUUUCACCCAAACGUCCACAGAAUAUAUGUGAACAGAGUAUAAACUCCCAAGAAGAAAUACCUUCGUCGAGCAAACAUAUGGCCAGCCCAGCAUUGCACAUUGCGGCGGCUACUGAACAGACUAAAGCCAGCUACAAUAGUCCAGGACGUUCCUUGACUGUGUCCCGAUCAUGUGAUGAUGUACUAAAUUUAAUUGAACAAGAAUCGGAAGAUAAUCUGCAGAAUUUAGAUAAUCUCACAACCGCUGUGCCAUUCCAGCAAUGCUAUGCCUCCAUGGAUGACAUAUCGCUGUACACAGCCUCAAUGGAGAAUGAGGAUAAUUUAAAAACAACGAUUCUACAACGAAACCCCAAAUCUGAAACCUCCACACCCCACGAUAAUGUCACCGUACUUCGCGAAGAGAGGAGAAAAUCCUUAAAUCUAAAAAUAACCACAUCGAAUAGUUUACAAAAUAUUUCCAUACAAGAGCCGGCCACUGGCAAUGAUAGCUCCCUCAACAAGCUAGCAAGUACUCCUGAUUUGUCAAGGAUCGAAUGUAACGAUGCCUUGUCGACAUUUGAGCGGGGUUGGAUACAGACCUCGCUGAGGACACCACGAGCCGAUAAACACACCAUACAUCUGUCGGCACCAAGUCAAGAUAAUGCCACCGAUGGACAACCCCAAUCCCAGCAAUUCGCCAGUCCCAGUAUCAGCCGCUCAGCAUCGAUGAGCAACAGUAGUGAGCGUAGCUCUUUUAAGAAAAAACUUGCCGAUAGUUUAAAAUCGAAUCUGAAAAAGGGUCCCACUGCCUGGGGUACAUCCAUUGAGAUGCUACUUGCCGAUCCGGCGGGCCUCAAGACUUUUGCCGAAUUUCUAAAACUCGAAUAUGCCGCUGAAAAUAUUUACUUUUGGACCGCGUGUGAACGUUAUCGCAAUCUGGAGUCGGAGAACGAACGGCGUGAACAGGCAUUGGAAAUUUUUAAAAAACAUUUGUCAAGUGGUUCCAUGGAACCGGUGAAUGUCGAUUCCCAGGCCCGUUGCAUGGUUGAACGAAAUCUGGGCAUUGCCGGGCCCGACCUUUUCCACCCGGCCCAAAAGCAGAUUUUCAAUUUAAUGAAAUUCGAUAGCUAUCAACGAUUCCUGCGUUCCGAACUCUACAAACAAUGUCUACAGGCAGAGAAAAAGGGUAAAUCUCUACCCUAUUCGGGUGAUAAUUUGGAUGAACUUUUGAAGACGACAAAUUUUUCAGAAAGUGCCUCAUUAAAGUUAAAGAAAUCGGCAAGCAACGUCGAAGAGGGGCGCCCACGUAGGAGUCUAUUGCCGUGGCAUCGCAAAACCAGAAGUAAGUCUCGUGAUCAAAUCGCCCAGGACAGUGUCAAGGAACAGCCGACAAUUUCCUCCACCAAAAGCCAAGGUGCCCAUGGUCUAAAACCCAAUGUCAUGCAUGGUUCUGCUUCUUCGCUGACAUCAUUUGAUGCCCUCUCGUUCAACAACAAUGUGUGCCGUAUUAAAUUUCCCGAUGGGGCCACAACCAUGGUGCAAAUCAAGAGCCAAGAAACUGUGGCGGAAUUGGUGGAACGUUUAAUGGAGAAACGUAGUAUACGCUAUCAAUUCUUUGAUGUCUCCAUCAAAGGUCCUCCCAGCAAAUCCGUGGAUCUAAAAUCACUGGCCAAGGAAUUGGCCAACAAAGAAGUUGAGAUCGAACAAAGAGUUGCCUUCAAAUUGGAUUUGCCAAUACCAAAGGUGAUAUCGGUGAAAAGUAAACCCCGCAAACAGCUAUACGAAGUGGUUAGACCCAUUCUACAAAGAUAUCACAUCAAUCCGGAACUCGUUGAAGUACUGAUGCGAGAGACACAAACAAAAGUGGAUUUGACCCAACUGGUGACAGCCGUUAAUGAGCAACGCCUUCAGGUUGUGUAUAAAAAGGAAGUACCCUAUCAUCGUAAGGCACCCACCAUUGCAAAGAAAACCAUUGCCGAUGGCCUACAAACCACCCAAAUCACAUUGGAUGAAAUAACAAAUAAAGUUUUCAGUGAUUUAAUGCAAGUCAAACAACAUCAGGAGGAGGCGGCGGCGUCCGCGGGAACGGCAAUGAAACCAAAAUUUGAUCAAUGCUCAACGAAAUCCGAAGAAUGUCCAUCGGAGUCGUCAUCGUCAUUUUUUAAAUUAAUGAAAUCCAAAAGAGAAUCUAUGAAUGCCAAUGCAGCCGCAGCAGCAGCACUAGCAGCUAACCGUGGCCCGAACAAAACAAAAAAGACUGCCACGCAACACAGUUCUUCGUUGCUGGCCUCUGAUAAUAAAAUCAUUCCAAACAAAUUAAAGUCUGGCGGCAUUAAGCUGCCUCUGCCUCUUAAGAUGGCCGAUAAGCAGGAUGAUCUAUUGGAGGAUUUAAAACGUGCCCAGUUGGCACGUUUGGAAGAUCAAAGGGGUACGGAGAUAAAUUUUGAAUUACCAGAAUUUUUAAAAUACAACGACAAUUUGAAUAAAUCCAAUACGAGUGGAGAAAAGCCAACGGCUGAAGAAGAACAUGAACAAAAAGAAACGCCCACAUUUGUGGAAAGGCCGCCACAGCCAGCACCACGUCAUUCCAUUAGUAAUAAGUCGAAAUUGAUGGGCAGCAAUACAUCGCCCGUAAAGAAUGACAUCAACAGCGCGAUUGAUAGGACUUCGGAAAAAAUUGAUAACAACACCACACCCUCUAAGGGUCCACCACCGCUACCACCCAAACCUAAAGUUCUACCCAUUAAACCCUCCAAUUGGGGUGUCAACAUCUUGCAAUUGAGAGAAAUGUCUCCAACAACGCCACCACCACCCCUAUCACCGUCCCCGUCAUCAUCGCUUUUGCCAACUCCCACAAUUGCAUCGCCGCAAUUGACCAAUGUCAAUGUGGUUGCUGUGCCCGCUUCCUCCUCGAAUUCCAGUCCAAAUGGCCGUUGUGCCUAUUUGGAUCAACCUAGUAGUAGUUUUGUUUAGCUCCAUUCCUGUGACCAUCAUAUUUUAAGCAGAAUCGAAGAAAUCGAAUAAGAUUGAUUGAUUUUCUGUAAAAUUACAUUGCAUUAAAUGUAUGUUUGUAUAUUUAUAUUAAAACAAACCGCUAUAUAUAAAUCUAGAUACAGUUUUUAACAAAAUUUAAUUAUUUAUGUGUGUAUAUGUAUCAAACGUGUACUUUUUUAUGCAAAUUUAAUUUUUAAAAAACAUGCUAUGGGAAAAUAAUGAAAAAGACUUAAAAAUAAAGUUUAUACAUUUUUAGUGAAAUAAA